AUUCAAAAGAUAAAACUUUACAAUUCAAUAAUUCAUAAGAGAAUAACGAAAGUGAGUUAUGACAGCAAUAGUAACUCAAGUUGGCACAUAGUAGCUCCUGGCUUGAAAAAUAAAUGACCAUUCACUACAAAGGGGGUGAAGAAGUCCAUCUCUAAAGCAAGAGAAUUCAUAGUUGAGAUUCUACAACCAUGAAAGGAAAAAAAAGUCUGCCCUUGUGUCGUCUGUCUGAUCCAAAAGAGCCUCACAAACUUUGCCAACGAACGAAACCACGACUCACCCUCUGCAUCACCUGCAAAGGCCAACAACACCUUCGGGAUAAAGGUCGGUACUAUGACUAUUGUGCUACUUGUGACUUGGAAUUUCACAGAUGUUGUCACUUGUUUCCUCCAGAAAUUAAACACCCUUUCCACCUCAUCCACCCUCUCACCCUCACCUUCUUAGAUUCUCGUCUUAAUAGCUCUAAGUUUCCUGAAAUUUGAUGCUCCGAAUCAUACAUUGAUAUUUCUGGAGAUGCCUCAGAUGGGAAUCAUAAAAGAUGCAAAUCCUGUCGGAAAAAUAUUACAUAUAUCAGCGACACAGACUAUGUUUCGCUUUUUGAUAUGACAUACUAUCAUUGUGCUAUCUGCAAUUUCAGUCUACACUCUUCUUGCGUAAAGGAUUCACCACCUCUCACUAUUGAAAACCUUAAAAACCAUGACCACACCCUUACCCUCUUUCCUAGACAACUCCCUCUUCUAUGUGAUGCUUGUGGCUUUUCACUUAACACUUUCGAUGAUUCAGUUUAUUCCUCCCUUGUUCCUUCUGGUGAUGAGCUGUCUUGUGGCGUUUGUCGCAAAACUGUUGACAUCAAUUACGGCCAAUACUCUUGCAUCAAGGGAUGUCAUUAUGCUGUUUAUUCAAAAUGUGCAACAAAGAAAGAAGUGUGGGAUGGGAAAGAUCUUGAGGGAGUGCCUGAAGAAGAAGAAGUUAUUGAGCCAUUCGUGAGGAUUGAUGAAGAGACUAUACAACAUUUCAGUCAUGACCAUCACUAUCUAAAGAUUCAUCAUGCGAAUGGAGACCAUGAAAACAAGUUUUGCCAAGCCUGCAUCCUCCGGAUAACAGUUUCAGAUAGGUUCUAUAGCUGUGUCCAAUGCGAUUUUGUUCUCCACGAAACAUGUGCAUGCCUUCCUCGCAAAAUACACCAUCCGCUCACCCUCUUUCAUUUACUCUCUUCUCAUCUCAACAAGCUCCAGUCUCAUUAUUAUGACCUAAGUUUCUUCGUGUGCAAGGGUUGUAGCCGAGAAUGUUGUGGUUACAUGUACAAGUGCUGCGAAAAGGGUUGUGAAUUUCAAAUAGAUGCAAGAUGCGCUUCACUUACUGAUCCUAUAAUCCAUGACUGCGAUCCACAUGAUCACCCGUUAUUCAUCAAUUUGACCAAAGGUGAAUGCAUGGCUUGUAAGUCUUCCACCUGCUCAUCUAUGUACCUAGAAUGUAUCGAAUGCCAGCUCUUUUUGGGUCUUAAAUGUGCUACUCUGCCUACUGUGGCUCACUACAAGCACGAUAAACAUCCACUCACUUUUUGCUGCGGAGAAGAGAAGACAACAGAUCCCCAGUAUUGGUGCGAGAUCUGUGAAACAAAACUAGAUGCUACAAAGUGGUUCUAUACAUGCAACUCUUGUUCAGUCACUCUUCAUGUUACAUGCUUACUGGGUGAUAGGGUCUACAUGAAGCCAAACCAUAUGAUCAGGAUGCAUAAAGGUGCUGAAAGUAUUCUUAUUGUAUCCAACAGUGGCAACUCUAGACCAGUGUGUAAUGGAUGUAAACGCUGUUGCGUAGACACUAUGGUAGUCAAGAGGAUGAAUUAUGGUAGAGAUGAACUAGACGGGGCUAUGAUCAUAUCAAAGACUCUAUCAAAGAGUGACAUUGUUGGUAAUGUGGUAUUACCAAAAACACAAGUGAUGUCUGUCCUCACGAGGAUGAAUGGUGUUACAGAUGAGGGUUUGGACAACGGUUUUGAAGUGCAAGUCCACGACAUAAUAGAAGACGAUUUAUGCACAGUUACCCUGAAAAGAAUUGACGACACUAAGUAUUAUUUCGGGACUGGUUGGAGUAUUAUGAAGCAUUCGUUAGAUCUCGUAGAAGGCGAUGUUCUGAAGCUUUACUGGGAUCAGUUUGAAAACAAAUUCAUUGUUCUUAAUUUUCAGUAUAAGACUAUGGGAAUAAUGAUUAAUGUGUAGCUCGCUCGCUUACAUCUACCUUCCUUUCCGCUUUCCUAUAUUUAUUAGUUGC
Messenger RNA from Arabidopsis lyrata subsp. lyrata, 2268 nucleotides. RefSeq lists its product as uncharacterized. NCBI's taxonomy places the organism in Eukaryota, Viridiplantae, Streptophyta, Magnoliopsida, Brassicales, Brassicaceae. The transcript has 4 exons. Gene Ontology annotation, molecular function: DNA binding. The record is from RefSeq and is a predicted model, not a curated record.